UCGUGAAGAAAGCAUCAGAAUAGCAACAGAAUACAACGACAUGCCUGAAACGUUCUCCCCAGGGUCAACUACUGCAGCGCCUGUCUUCUCCAACAAAGGGCAGAGUUACUACAAGGGCCUCGCUGUGGCGUUUGGACUCCUGUGUCUCCUACAAGUCGGUCUCAAUGUUUCCCUUCGUAUAUACAAUUCUGGAAAGAUGGCCAACAUUGACUUCAAUUGUGCAAAUGAGACUGCAGUCAUGAAGAUGAAGCUCCAUGAAUUAGAGGAAUAUCUCCAACAAGGAUGGCUGUAUAUCCAUCCCAGUCUCUACUACGUGUCACCAGCGAGGAAAUCCUGGUUUGACAGCAGAAACUUCUGUGUUGAAAGAGGUGCAGACCUGGUGGUCAUCAACAGCAGAGAAGAGCAGGAGUUCAUGAAUAAAUUUGGAAAGAUCACAUGGAUUGGACUGAGUCAACAGCAGGACAACGGGCAGUGGGUUUGGGUGGACGGGACUCCGCUGAACAUGAGCUUCUGGUCCCUUGGAGAGCCCAAUGAUUUUGAGGGAAUUGAGGAAAACUGCACUGAAAUAAAUGACCGUCCUGUAGGAAAGAGCUGGAAUGAUGCUGACUGUCAAAUUGAGAAAUCUUGGAUCUGUGAGAAGAAUAUAAAUUUACUGCAACAAAUGCAUUGCUUUGCUUCAGCAGCAUCACUGUCUGUCCCACCUCAAUAGUCCACUGUUAUCUAGAGUGAAACUUGCUGUUUCAAUCAUGCUUCUGAACAACUCACAGAGGGAUUUGUGCAGCAUGAAUGGAUUUGUUUCAACAUUUCAUCUGAAGGAAGGGACGUUUUUGUGCAGUGAUGCAUUUUACACGAUUAUUAUUAGUGGCUUCUGGUAAAAACAAUUAUAAGAUGUGAUGA
Molecule: messenger RNA, 897 nt
Organism: Synchiropus splendidus (mandarinfish)
Lineage: Eukaryota; Metazoa; Chordata; Actinopteri; Syngnathiformes; Callionymidae
Product: CD209 antigen-like protein C
Exons: 6
Coding region: 41-709 (222 amino acids)
Biological process (GO): biological process involved in interspecies interaction between organisms
Cellular component (GO): external side of plasma membrane
Molecular function (GO): carbohydrate binding
Source: RefSeq, a predicted model, not a curated record